UUCUCUUUCCCAGGGGAGCUGAGGCGUAGCUGUGCACCAUGGCCCUGGCGGUACGCUGUAUCCGUCAGCUGCAUCCGCUGCUCCAUAGUUUUCUCGCGGGAGCAGCCAGGUCACCCCAGCAGGUUCCCGCAGGCUGCUCAGCCCUGCUCCUGAACGCCUCCAGGCCGCACGGGGUCUGUCAAACAGUGCCGACCAGGCCUGUAGUAACCAAGAAGGGCAAAGCUAAAGGAAAAGGGCAGUCCCAAGCCAGAGUGACCAUCGAUGCUGCCUCAGUGGAGGAUGUCAUCAAUUUAGAGGAAGUCAAUGCAGAAAUGUUGUCGGUGAUGGAAGUUCUUAGGGAAGAUUUCAGCAAAAACCUCAGUAUCAGAACCUCGGCAGGGGCUCUUGAUCAUAUUAUCGUGACAACGAAAGAUGGAAAGUUUCCGCUCAACCAGCUUGGGCAGAUCUCGCAGAAAUCACCUCAGCUUAUUAUAGUCAAUAUGGCUAGUUUUCCAGAGAGUACAGCUGCAGCUAUCAGGGCUAUAAAGGAAAGUAGAAUGAACCUGAACCCGGAAGCAGAUGGGAUAAUAAUUCGGGUGCCAGUUCCUAAGGUGACCAGGGAGCACAGGGAGAGCCUUGUCAAGCUGGCCAAGCAGUACACCAACAAGGCAAAGGACUCCCUCCGGUGGGUGCGGAACAAUGCCAUAAGCUGUGUCAAGAAGACUGAGAGCACGGUGUCUAAAGACACUAUCCAUCUGUUGGAGAAGCAGAUCCAGCAAAUGACUGAUGAUACCAUGGCAGAGAUGGACAAGCUGCUGGCAGCCAAGACCAAGGAUCUGCUUGUAUGAGCCAGCUGCAAGUGAGCAUGGACUGGGUGCACUGAUGGGGACCUCUGUGCUCAGGUAGCAACCCCAUGCAGCUGAUGGGACAGGUCAACUCAUGCUUCACGGGCAGAUUCACAACUUGAUUACUCAUCUGAUUGGCUCUUGAUUGUAUUCGGUGGGGGAUGAAGAGAGGAGCUUGGGCAUGUGUGAAGCACUCUGGCCUCUUUUGAGGACAGAACAGGGCUGUGGCAGGGAAGUCUGGGGGAAAACGACAGAAUUUGCAGUGCCCUCCACAGAGGCACACAGGAGACCAAGGGGCCUGUGCUGCUGUGGGCAAUGCCAGGUGGGAGGGACUGGCAUGAGGGG
Gavialis gangeticus (Gharial) is the source of this 1169-nucleotide messenger RNA. It is a transcript of the gene MRRF, whose product is annotated as mitochondrial ribosome recycling factor. The transcript has 6 exons. Bases 39 to 827 code for a protein of 262 amino acids. Gene Ontology annotation, molecular function: ribosomal large subunit binding. The record is from RefSeq and is a predicted model, not a curated record. Lineage: Eukaryota; Metazoa; Chordata; Crocodylia; Gavialidae. Gene Ontology annotation, cellular component: mitochondrion. Gene Ontology annotation, biological process: translation.